Molecule: messenger RNA, 11035 nt
Organism: Myxocyprinus asiaticus (Chinese sucker)
Lineage: Eukaryota; Metazoa; Chordata; Actinopteri; Cypriniformes; Catostomidae
Product: histone acetyltransferase p300-like
Exons: 30
Coding region: 1957-9846 (2629 amino acids)
Biological process (GO): positive regulation of transcription by RNA polymerase II
Cellular component (GO): histone acetyltransferase complex; nucleus; transcription regulator complex
Molecular function (GO): chromatin DNA binding; protein binding; histone acetyltransferase activity
Source: RefSeq, a predicted model, not a curated record
AUUUUGUUUGUGCGGAGAGAGUGGAGGCGGCACGAGCGACCGAAAAAAAAGCCACUCGAGCGCCGACCAUUGCGACUCUGAGCGCCGCUGGCAGCGAAGCGGCUCCGUCCUCACGGAUCCACACCGGUUAAAACACAGACCGAGUGAUUAACGAAAGAAGACGGAGGGAUAUUAUAGAUUCUCCCGAGUAAAAAUCAAAGAACGGACUGGGUUAUCCUUUCUUUUUCUUUUUUUGAAACGAAGCGGAAGAGGGCAAUACAUUUAAACGAAGGGAAGCCCAUCAGGGUAAAAGGGAAAUAACAGCAGAAAAAAACUCUUCGUCUCGAAGUGGGAAAAAUCGGUGAAAUUGCAUCGCCGGUUGCCGGUGGACUACACUGAAAUUGGGGAAAAUAGCAGGAACUGUGCAGGCGAAGAGAGACAUUUAUAAGGGAUGAACGCGCAGGGGGGUUCACAGCAUCACAAAGCCUGUGAAAGGGGUCUGAGGACCCCCAGAUUUUGGGGGGUGCAGCUGGCAAUAUCGCCCGGAUCGGCAGAUGCUUCAGACCCGAAAUAUUACUAAAGCCCAUCUCGAUUCAGUUUAUUCUGUUUUCUAUCCCACUGCUGGUGGAUCGUCAUGCAGUGACAAAUCCUUCUAUUUGCUUGAUUUUUUUCAGUGCAUUUAAAUGCAUGCAUAUGCAUUGAUCAGAAAAUCUACAACUUCACUUAAUUCUCAUUUUUAGCCUGUGCAUACAAAAACUGCACGAUUGCAAGAAAACAUCCUCAACUGGGGACAUGUUCUGUGCAUUAGACAGCCACGUUUGAAAACAUUUAUUUGCAUUUUGCAUGCAUGAGCCUAUCAAAAAUAUGGACUGUACAGUGUGCGCAGUGCAGAGUGGUCGUGCGCUCUUGAAGAAAUGGUCAGUGGUUUUCUGCAAACAGUUUUAACCCCCCCUGCGCUCGUGCACUGGACACAUUCACGCAGAGGGCGCACGAGCCAUAUUCAGACGUGAAUGCACGCGUGCACGAACGCAAUAUACUGUUUAACUCGUCACUUUUCACUCAGAAGAGUUGUUGCAAAAUACUAAAACCUUGGACAUGAAAUAUGCAAGUUGUUUGUGAUAACCUAAAGUGUUAACUCGCUUGAAAACUCAUUUCAGCUCUUUCGUGCACAUUUCACACAAGUGUUUGCACCAUUGUUAUUUAUUCUGCAAAGAGUUUGUGCACAAGAUUUAAUCGGGACUAUUUCAAGGAUGAAAGGAUACAUUAACGUUGACAUGCAUACGAUUGCUUAAAUCUAAGAACAGUCCUUUGCAAUGCAUUUAUUGUCAUCUACCCCAUCUUCAUUAUUUGAGAGGAAAUAAAGACAGUGAAGGAGAUUAAUACGUUUAUAUCUAUUUUAAGGAGUCUGAUGGACUUUUAAUCUUCCUUCCUUUUAGUAAAAGUGAUGCUCGGUGACAAAUGAACAUACUACAACGCAAAGAGGCGUAAUGCUGAAUCUUAUUGUUUUCUCAUAAACAUUGCAUGAAGACACACGGUCACACCGGAGAGGGUUCUUGUGGCUUUUCCUCAUCGUCUCGCACACAACGCCUUAAAGAAAGCCCAACACUUCAGUUCGCCGCCGACAAUGGCGGAAAAGACGGACGCAAGCAGCGAGGAUAAAUCUUGGGAAUAUUGCUCAGUCGCCGAGGAAGCUACGUGAGUUUGCGGCGAGCUUGCAUGACCGCCUGUCCCUCCCUUCGCCAACAUACUUUGAGGAACUAAAGAGAAACAAAAUCGAACAAGACAGAAAGAAAGGAGGACUGAAUAUCGAAUUGAGAGAAUUUUUGUGGACUAGUCUGGCAUUGCACGCAUCGUCCCAUGAAAGGGAAACGGGAUUCCGUCCGGAGCUCGUGAACGUUUUCACAUCGGCUCGAGACUCAACGGGAAGGGCUAUCCUACGAGGGAUAUAUGCUUGAACAUUAACAUUGCAGGAAAACUAUGGCCGAUAAUGUGCUGGACUCCGGUCCGCCUACAGCUAAGAGGCCUAAAUUGUCUUCCCCAGCUCUGUCGGUCUCCGCGAGCGAUGGAAACGAUUUUGGCUCUCUGUUCGACCUGGAGCAUGACCUCCCUGAUGAACUUAUUAACUCCUCCGACCUGGGCCUUCCUAAUGGCAUGGACCAGUUGCACACCAGUCUGGGUGGAGGAGGGAUGUCAGUACCCCUUGGCUGCUCAGCCCAGGACACUGCAGCCAAACACAAGCACCUCUCUGAGCUCCUCCGCCCUUGUGGCCCUCCGUCCACCUCCACGGUCACCAGUGGCCCUGGAAACGCGCCCUCCCUGGGGAUGAUGGGAGGACUGGGUGGCAGCACUGUCGCCCAGGGACUGGGUGGUCCACAGCAGCAGUCUGGCAUGAUGCCACAGCCUGGCAUGGUAAGCAUGAACCGGGGCAUGAUGGGAGUCCAGAAAGGAAAUGGACAGCCGCAAAGCAUGAUGGGAGGGCAGGUGAUGAACGGUGCGCCCAGAAUGGGCUAUGCCAAUGUGAACAUGAACGCAGGCAUGGCUGGUAAUGGUAACAUGCUUCCGGAUUCCCUGCAGCAGCAGAACGUGGGCCAGCAGAUGGCACAGGCGGCAUUGAGACCUCAGCAACCAGGAGCAGUAAACAAGAUGGGAAUAAUUGGUGCUCCAGGCCCCUACAGCAGUUCGUACGGUCCAUGUGGGGGUCAGUCUCCGGGGCCCCAGCUCCAAAAUAAAACAGCUCAACCCAACAGCAUUAACCAAUUCAACAUGGACAAGAAACCUCAACACGGGCAGAACAUGGGUGCCAUGCAGAGCUCAGGUGCGGUGGGCGGUGUAUCAGGGCCAGGCGGGGCAACAGCGCCCCCUGCAGCAGACCCCGAGAAACGUAAACUCAUCCAGCAGCAGCUAGUGCUGUUAUUGCACGCGCACAAGUGCCAUCGCAGGGAACAGACCAACGGAGAGGUGCGACAGUGCAACCUGCCCCACUGCAGAACCAUGAAGAACGUCCUCAAUCACAUGACACACUGUCAGGCUGGCAAAUCAUGCCAGGCGUGUGUGUGUUCCUAUGCAGUGGCUCACUGCGCCUCCUCCAGGCAGAUCAUCUCUCAUUGGAAGAACUGCACGCGGCACGACUGUCCCGUCUGCCUGCCGCUCAAGAGCGCCGGCGACAAAAGGAACCAGCAAUCCCUUUUGGGAGGAGCUGGUAUGGGUAUGGGUGGUCCGUUAGGGGGGUCGUUGCCUGGUGGCCAGCCUUCAGCCCCAAACCUGAACCCGCCUAGUCAGAUAGACCCAAGCUCCAUCGAAAGGGCGUACGCUGCGCUCGGACUCACCUACCAGGGCAACCAAGCAACCAAUCAGAAUCAGCAGAGCUCUGUACCCACUCAACCUGGCAUGAAGACACUCAACAACAUGGCAGGUGGGAAUCCAAUGGGAGUGAAUGGUGGAGUCAGCACACAGAUGUCAAACCAGCAUCCUGGAAUGCUGCCAGAUGGCAUGAUGCACAGAAAUAUGACUGCACAGAGUCUGAUGAAUGACAGCUCAGGUGUUGGUAAUAUGGCUUCUGCAGCGACAGCCACUCCCCCUUCUGCAGGAAUGAGGAAGAACUGGCACGAAGACAUCACACAAGACCUCCGCAAUCACCUCGUACACAAACUUGUGCAGGCUAUCUUUCCCACUCCAGACCCUGCAGCACUGAAGGAUCGGCGGAUGGAGAAUCUUGUAGCUUAUGCACGCAAGGUGGAGGGCGACAUGUACGAAUCUGCCAACAGCAGGGCGGAGUAUUACCACUUGUUGGCAGAGAAGAUCUAUAAGAUUCAGAAAGAGCUGGAGGAGAAGAGGAGAACCAGACUGCAGAAGCAGGGCAUGAUGCCGGCCCAACCCGGCAUGCCCAACAGUGCCCUACCUCAAGCCCUACCAGCCGGCAUGAAUCAGGCACAGCUGCCCAAUGGUCCCCAUUCUGAUCCAUCCCUCGUUCAAGCCACUGGACCAAACCAGAUGGUCAACAGAAUGCAGAAUCCUGCUGGUAUAAAUCAGUUUGCUCAGGUGGGGAUGCAGCAGCCAAUGGGUCAAAGAGUAACGCCGCCCCUGCCAGUGGGAGCAAAUCUCAAUCAGAUGGGUAUGCAGGGAGCACCUCGAAUGGCUCAACCCAAUGUAACCCAGUUACAAAACCAGUACAUGCAGAACCAGUUUCCAGGCACAGGUGCUGGACUGGGCCAGGGUGCGGCUGGCCUGAAUCAGCCUGCAAGGCAGGGAGCCAUGCCGCAGAAUCAGAUGUCCACUCCGCCGUCUCUGGGAGUCGGUAGUCCUAUAGCUCAGUCCCAGUCAGUUGUCUUGAGCCCUGGAGCUGCUGUAGGCCCUCAAGGGCCUCCGUCCAACAUCCCUCCACCUGCUCAACAGUCGGGCUUGCACGCACACUGUCCUCCAUUACGUCAAAACUCCCCUUCUCCUGUACGCAGCCGCACCCCUACCCCUGCCCCGCACUUAACGCCCCCGCAGUUGCCGGGAAACCAGACCCCCCAACCCCACACCCCCACUUCUUCAUCCUCUAUGGCCCCACCUGCUACACAGCUGCCCUCCAUGGCACAGGGGGUGGGCUCAGAAAAAGCCAGUCCGCUGCAGCAGUCGCCGCGUGGGGGCGGAGCCACCGGAGGCCCCCAUACGGGGCUAGCGUCAACUGUGCCUUCCCAGAAUGCCCACGGGCUUUGUGCACACCCACACUCUCCACUAUCUCAGAAAUCAUCUCUGACUGCAGACGGUCAGGCAUCGACCCCUGCCUCAGUCAGCAGUGCCAACCCUGGCUCACAUCUAACAUCAUCUGACCCCACCGCUUCACUUGACCCCAAAACUGAGGUCAAGGAAGAAGAGGAUGACCAUGAGACAGAGGAAAGGGCCUCAGGGAAAAUGGCUGCCAUGGAGAGCGAAAUUAAGACAGAGCAGAAACCAGAGGAAGAGGAGUCUGGAGGUGAUGAAUGUAAGACUGAGCCAAUGGAAACAUCGACCGGGUCGACAGAAGAAGACAAGAAACCGGAGGUGAAGACCGAGCCAAAUGAGGAAGAGGUGGCAGGGGGACCGAACAGCACCCCAGCAAACACACAAAGCAAGAAGAAAGUCUUUAAGCCCGACGAACUCCGCCAAGCAUUAAUGCCCACUCUGGAAGCUCUGUACAGACAGGAUCCCGAGUCGCUGCCCUUCCGGCAGCCAGUGGACCCCCAGUUACUGGGAAUACCCGUACGUAUUCGAACUAGUAACAAAACUAACCUGGACUACUUUGACAUAGUAAAGAGCCCGAUGGACUUGUCCACUAUCAAGCGUAAGCUGGACACGGGUCAGUACCAGGAGCCCUGGCAGUACGUGGAUGACGUGUGGCUGAUGCUCAAUAACGCUUGGCUGUACAACAGGAAGACGUCGCGGGUGUAUAAAUACUGCUCCAAACUAGCAGAGGUGUUUGAACAGGAAAUCGACCCUGUUAUGCAGGAACUGGGGUAUUGCUGUGGAAGGAAGUUGGAGUUUUCUCCCCAGACUCUCUGCUGUUAUGGCAAACAGCUGUGUACUAUCCCUCGAGAUGCUGCAUACUUCAGCUACCAGAACAGGUACCACUUCUGCGAGAAGUGCUUCAACGAAAUCCAGGGCGAGAACAUAUCCCUGGGAGAUGAUCCCUCCCAGCCUCAAACGUCCAUAAAUAAAGAUCAGUUUCAGAAGAAAAAGAAUGACACCCUUGACCCUGAACUACUCCUGGAAUGUUCCGACUGCGGACGAAAAAUGCAUCAGAUAUGUGUUCUGCACAAUGAGACGAUAUGGCCGUCGGGCUUCGUGUGUGACGGCUGUCUGAAAAAAGCCAAUGCAACGAGGAAAGAGAAUAAAUAUGCUGCAAAGAGGCUUCCUCAGACAAAGCUGGGUAGUUUCCUAGAGACACGAGUGAAUGAGUUCCUCAAGCGCCACAGUCAUCCAGAAAUCGGUGACGUCACCAUCCGUGUGGUGCACAUCUCUGAUAAGGUGGUGGAGGUCAAACCUGGAAUGAAGUCCAGGUUUGUAGACAGCGGCGAGAUGUCUGAGUCGUUCCCGUACAGGACAAAAGCUCUGUUUGCAUUUGAGGAUAUCGAUGGAACAGAUGUCUGUUUCUUUGGAAUGCAUGUGCAGGAAUAUGGCUCUGACUGCCCUCCGCCCAAUCAAAGACGUGUGUACAUCUCCUACUUAGACAGUGUGCACUUUUUCCAGCCCCGUCACCUGAGAACGGGAGUCUAUCAUGAGAUCCUCAUUGGAUACCUGGAGUAUGUUAAAAAAAUGGGCUUUGUCACUGGCCAUAUAUGGGCUUGCCCACCGAGUGAAGGUGACGACUACAUCUUUCACUGCCACCCAUCGGACCAAAAGAUUCCCAAACCCAAACGCUUACAAGAGUGGUACAAGAAAAUGCUUGACAAAGCAGUUGCUGAAAGAAUUAUACAUGACUACAAGGACAUUUUUAAGCAGGCAACAGAGGAUCGCCUGACCAGUGCGAAGGAGCUCCCAUAUUUUGAGGGUGAUUUUUGGCCUAAUGUGUUGGAGGAGAGCAUUAAAGAGCUAGAACAGGAAGAGGAAGAACGGAAGAGAGAAGAAAACAACACCUCUAGUGAAAGCAUUGAUGCGACCAGUGGUGACAGCAAGAAUGCCAAAAAGAAGAACAGCAAGAAGACUAGCAAGAACAAGAGUAGCUUAAGCCGAGCCAAUAAAAAGAAACCAGGCAUGCCAAAUGUCUCCAAUGAUCUGUCACAGAAACUCUAUGCCACCAUGGAGAAACACAAAGAGGUCUUUUUUGUCAUCCGUCUCAUCGCUGGCCCUACGGUCAAUUCCCUUCCGCCAAUUUUGGACCCUGACCUCCUGAUGGCCUGUGAUCUGAUGGAUGGGCGAGACGCUUUCCUAACACUGGCUCGAGACAAGCACCUGGAAUUCAGCUCGCUGCGGCGGGCGAAAUGGAGCUCCAUGUGUAUGCUAGUAGAACUGCACAAUCAGAGCCAGGACCGCUUCGUCUACACUUGUAAUGAAUGCAAGCACCAUGUCGAGACAAGGUUCCACUGCACCGUUUGUGAGGAUUAUGAUCUCUGUAUCACUUGCUACAACACUAAAGGCCAUGAGCACAAGAUGGAAAAACUAGGUCUGGGUCUUGAUGACGAAAGCAGCAAUCAAGCCGCAGCCUCCACUCAGAACCCUGGCGACUCGCGACGUCUCAGCAUUCAGCGCUGCAUCCAGUCACUAGUGCAUGCAUGCCAGUGCCGCAAUGCCAACUGCUCUCUGCCAUCCUGCCAGAAGAUGAAGAGAGUGGUACAACACACCAAGGGCUGCAAGCGCAAGACAAAUGGUGGCUGUCCCAUCUGCAAGCAACUCAUUGCACUAUGCUGCUAUCAUGCCAAGCACUGCCAAGAAAACAAGUGUCCUGUGCCCUUCUGUCUCAACAUCAAGCACAAGCUUCGUCAGCAGCAGUUGCAGCACAGGCUGCAGCAAGCGCAAAUGCUGCGUAGACGUAUGGCCACCAUGCAGCGAGCAGGGCAACCACCUCCAUGUGGAAGUGGGCCUCCUGGAGGUCUUCCAUCACCAGGAAACAACGGAGCCACAGGUCCUAGCACUCCUACAUCGGUUGGUACACAGCCUCCAACCCCUCAGACACCCACACAGCUGACACCCAACCAUCCAUCUAUGCCACAGCCUGGUGUAGGAGGAGUCCCAGCUGGAGUGCCUCAGCAGCCCCCACAGCAUCCUGUCCACCAGUUUCAGCAGAUGGGAGGUCCAAGCGGAAUGAUGGCCUCACCGCAACAGCAAAUGGUUCCUCAGCAACAGACAGGACAACUGCUGCAGCCACACAAUCAAUAUGGUCCACGUCCCACAUGUCCUUCUCCCAGUUCACAGUCCCAGGGCAAACCAGGCCUUGGCCCUGCAACUCCUCCGCAACUUCCCAGCAACCAAGGCACAGCUCCUAUGUCUCAGCAACAGCAACCUACAGGUCCUCCGCCUGCAGCUGUGGAGAUUGCCAUGAAGAUCCAGCAAGUGGCAGAUGCACAGCGAAAGAUGGCACAGGUUCAGUUGCUACAACGACAGGCUGCACAAGCUGGCAUGAUGCCACAGCACCCGCACCAUCAGCAGCCGCAGGGACAGAUGGCAGUAGCCCAUCCUGGGAUGGGCAUGGUAGGGGUGCAAGGGUUUUGCCCACCGACACAACCAUCGGUGAACCGGGCGCAGAUGGAACAGCAGCAAGGACCUCAGGGAAUGAUGGUGGGAGCUGGGCCCAUGCAGCAGCAGCCUCAACAGGCAGGUGUGCAAGGCCAGAUGCCACCACAAAUGCAGCUACAGCAGCAGAGAAUUAACCCAUCACUCCAGCCUCAGCAGCAACAGUGGACAGGGCAAGGCUUACCACCCCAGCAGAGGCCUGCAAUGAUAGGUCAGCCAGGAAUGGUUGCAAUGCAUCCCCAAUCACAACAGCAACAACCACAACCAAUGCAACAGCAGCAACCACAAAUACUGAAUCGAAAUGCCUUGAUGAGUAUGGUGCAGGCUGGUCUGCAGAGUGGUGUAGCAAGCGGGGCAGCAGGGAGCAAUCUUCCACAGGGAGCCUUGCAGGAACUUUUGCGGACCCUGCGAUCUCCCAGUUCUCCUCUCCAGCAGCAGCAAGUCCUCAAUAUUCUUCGCUCUAACCCACAACUUAUGGCAGCAUUUAUCAAGCAACGGGUUCACAAGUAUAAAGGAGGCCCUGGUGGCCCUGCUGGACCACAGGGAGGGCCAACACCUAUGGGAGGCCAACCAGUGGGUGUCAAUCCUGGUGCGCCUCAGCCUGGCAUGCACCUUGGACAGGAUGUUAACAUGCAGAACCAACUUUCUCAGCUUCAACAGCAGCAGCAAAUGCAACAGCAGCAGCAAAUGCAACAGCAGAAGCAGAUUCAACAGCGGCCCCUUUUGCAGCAGCAGCAGCAAGUUGCUUCCUUACAGCAGCAGCAACAGCAAGGAAUGCAUAGCCAGGGUCCUCCAAACAUGGCCAACAUAAACCCACAGUUCAGAGAACUUGUAAUGAGACAGCAGCAGCUACUACAAUUUCAGCAGCAGCAGCAACAACAGCAUCAGAUGGGCAGUCAUGCUGGAUUUCAGCAGCAGCAAGGUUACAUGGGUCAGCAGGGAGUCCCCCCAGGAGGCCAGUCACUACCAGGGGUGCAACCUGGCCCGCAGCAGAACUUUCCAGGCAACCCUGCGCAACAGCAGGCUGCAGCUGCUUUGCAACAGAGGCUUCAACAGCAACACCAGCUUCAGAUGCAGCAGAAUACGGCAUCACAAGGUCCCGACAUGGUCCCUGGAGGAAUUGGUCCACAGCCCACGCAGGGAGGCCCUGGGCCUCAGACGACACAGGCAUUAUUGCAGCAGGCCUUGCAUCAGCGUAUGCUUCAACAACAGCAACACCUCAGUGGCACCUCACCGGCGCAACAGAACAACCCCAUGAGCCCGCAGCAACAGAUUUCUCAGUCACCCCACCUGCAGGGCCAACAACUCCAGUCCUCACUCAGCAACCAGGUCUGUUCACCUCAGCCCUCCCCGCGACCCCAAUCCCAGCCACCACACUCGAGUCCAUCCCCACGACUCCAACCACAGCCCUCGCCCCACCACAUCUCACCUCAGACAAGUUCUCCGCAUCCCAGCCACCUACAGCAGCACCACUCGGGCAUGGCUCCACCGCCUCCACCUCCCCAACAGCCACAGCACAACUCUAAAGACCCAGGCGGGUUUGGUGCAGAUCAGAACGCCAUGCUGUCUCAGCUCAGCAGCAUGGCGGGACUCCACGGACCAGGAGCUAAUGAUAUGCUGCCCUCUAGUGGCCAGAAACUUGGCAUUAACAUGAAUCAUAACCAUUUAGACAUAUAGUUAUUACACAAAUCACAAAACCUCAUCAGAGACAGUGUUAGCUUUUUUAUACUACAGGGAUUAAUUAUUUAGUGUUUUUCAGUAUACAUUCUUUGAAAAUGGACUCUCCUUUGUGAGACAAUUAUUAAACACAAUUAAGUAUGGGGGAUGAAAGAAUAGCAGUUUUUUUUCUUUUGCCAAUUGUGUACAAAGAAAGAAUUGUUUCUCAGAUUCAGAGAACAAUCCACAAGUAAUAUUUUCGAUGUCAGGUCCAUGGGAGUACUUGCCUUUUUCAAGAGAGAUUUUUUUAAGAUUUUAAAAGUGUUAUAAAGUUAAUGGGUGAAUGAUUAAAUGCUAUGGACUUUUUUACAUACUAUUUCAUAAUGUACCAAUCUCUGUUAUGUGUUUUACAGAGUGAUGUAGAACAUUUUAAAUCUUGUUGUGAUGCCUAUAUUGUUAUUAUAAUUAUUCAUCAAAACAUGCAUAUCUUUCUUGUAAAUUGAGUUUUGCAUUUUAUUUAUUCUAGCUUUUUCGUUUGUCAUCAUGAUGGAUUUUGUUCAUGUGUUCCCAGAGACUGCUACAGUUCACAUAGAAUAUAUUUUUGUUAAUACCUAUUAAAUUUGGGAUCUAUUCCUUUACUUAAGCUGGAGAUUUAGGUUAUUAAGUAUAAUAUAAAUGACAGUUUUGGGGGAUUGUUUUGAAGUGUGCACUCUGCUGCCCAAUGGAUCUUAUUUCAUGCCAUAUUGGAAAUGCCUAACCAUUGGACAUCACAGAUUUUGAAACCUGACAAGUUCUUGGACGCACACACUCGCCCUCAGAAUGUGUGUACACUCCUUAUAAAACUCAAUUGAUAGUGGAGGUGUAUCUGUACAGGUUGGAUGAGAGAAAGAUUUGUUUAUGUGCGAGUGCGUGCGCAUGUAUGUGUGUGUUGGAUGCGGUGCUGAAGUUUAUCUUUUCAUGCCAAUGUCUCAUUGAGCAGCAUUUCACACAUGAACUAUGUCUGUGAAACAAUUGAGAAGGAGAGCGUGCCACUGAUUUUACUGUUUUUGUCCUUCUCUCUCCAGUUCUGCUCCUAAUUGUCCUCCACUUACAGAUUUUGGUUUGCUCUGAACUUUGGGAGUUUCAGUUUAAUAUUUUGUACUGUACAAAGGAAACAAACUGUGGACUUGAUACUUUUUUUUUUUUGUUUGUUAAUAAAAUGAGGAUAAUA